AUAAAACCAAGCACCUCAACAAUAGCAUUGCAUCAUAAACUGCUAUAUGGACUUAGAAAUAGAAUUAUACUCGACACAGGGUUCCAUUUCUGAUUUCUCAAGCUGUUGUAUAAUUUUGUCCCGUGACUUUCAUCGCAACAGCCGAUCGAAGAUCAGGAAGUGCUCGUAAGUUGUGAAAUAUUCGCCGCAAUAUCCCAGGGCAUCAUUACCUAGAAAUCGAAGUAUUCAACAUUAUAAGAUCUGCAUUUAAGCAGACGGUAAGUGCUGCGAUUACAUUAUUGGAUAAGUCAGUCCCAGUGUCCGCCUGGCACUUUAAUAUUACAAUUGUUCAAUGUUUAUUUACACUUUUGACUUUCGAGAAAUGGAUUCCCUUCAAUGCAAAUCAAUGAUAUUAUAGGGUUGCAUUCUGAUCAGCAUGAAAAUUAAACCACAAUAUUACAUAUCUCAAAAGGAUAAGGUCUAUUUAUUAUAUAUAAAUAAACCUUAUGCAUAAGGUCUAUUCGACGUUUCGAGCGAAGGUGCACGUCCUUCCGUCAGGAAGUUAGCAGCGUGUUGAUAUUAUUAUCCCGGAACGAUGUCACAAAGAUCACGUUAAGAUUGGGAUUAAGAUAACUAUAAAGCUUUCACCGACGAAGAGCCUCGCUCGAAAGUCGAGUUCUCAUUGUAUUUUUCAGCUAGUUACAUUACAUACAAUCCUAUCAACCGAACUUUUGUUAGUAUUGGUACGACCUAUCCAAAUGACGCUCUGCAUGUGUCGAGGAAAAUUGCAGUUGAAUCAUAACAUGUAUAUUCAUGCCGUGAUGUAUUCGGCUGUUCCAUCAUUAUUGUGUUUCACGUAUAGCCAUAACUGAAUUGUCACUAAAUAGCGUCGUCGUGUACUAUGUACUACCGUACUAACAUAGUUUGUCUUCCGUGUAAAGCAAAAUACUGGGUAAAGAAAGUACACUUAUAAGCCGGGAAUGCAAACCUUAAACAGGCUUAAACUCUAAACGUGCAUGCAAAGCAUAAUGGCAGCAUAAUUUAAUCAGUUUAGAAAUCAUAUAUGGGGCCCAUUUCUUAGAGAUAUGGUAAAUAUCUCCUUAGAACAUUCAUUCAUAGUAGCUGCAAUAUUGAAUUACUAGCUAAGCUUGAAACUUGUGCUCCCAUUAUAUAAGCUUUGCGCACUUAGAGUUUAAGGUUUAAGGUUUAGAUUUGUGCUAGACAUAUUAUUAACAUUUAAAUUUGAUACUUCGAUCUGUAUUGGGAAAGUAUGCAUGCACACUUUGAACACUUUAUUCUGGCCAAUGCCAGAUAUUCUAUUUGGGAGAGUGGAUUACUAUUAAAAAUGCACCCUUCCCACUUUACGGGUUAAUAAACUCAUAUAUAUAUAUAUAUAUAUAUAUAUAUAUAUAUAUAUAUAUAUAUAUAUAUAUAUAUAUAUAUAUAUAUAUAUAUAUAUAUAUAUAUAUAUAUAUAUAUAUAUAUAUGUAUAUAUAUAUAUAUAUAUAUAUAUAUUGUUUCUGAUCAUGCAGAAAGUGUAUAAAAUUGGUCUUAACCCCCUGUUUGAAAGAAAGAUUUCGCUUCAUGACCCCCCAAGAAAAAAGUAGCCUCCGGCCCCCCAUGACACAUACUUAAUGACCGCUCCCUUACUGAAAUCUAUUCCGUGUACCUCUCUUUAUUUUGCUUUACACAGAAGACAAAAAAUAUGCUCGUGCAUAAAUUAUUUAAUGACUGUUAUAUUAGAGAGGUUAAGAUACCCCCGGUUCCGGUUUACGGUACGAGUAUCGCCAUUUUGUUAACCAAUUUUUGCUGAUGUCAGCAUUUUUACCCGUAAUUUCUACCCGUUUCCCCGCGGUAAACCAAGGUCACACGUAAAAGACAAACGGGUACGGGCGUUUUCUGCUUACUAUUUGUGGGCCGUUUAAAUAGUAAAAAUUUUCAACAUCUUAGGGGCCAUUCACAAAGGAUGUCCGAGCCGAGGAGGGGGGGGGAGGGGGGUUUGGAAAAUCAGGACAAACUCGGACAGGGGGGGAGGGGGCUUUUAGCUAUCCGGAUGUCCGAAAUUUAAAAAAAUUCAAAAACAAAUUUCUUUUUCCCUCUAUUUUGAGCAGUCCUUCCCAUUGUGAAAUUGGCAUUUUGACUAUGCGGUUAACACUAGAUUUUGUUUUAAUUAGUAAUUUAUAUGUUUUUGUGUUCACAUUUACAGUUAUAAAAAAGUUCUAAAAGUAAAAAAGUUUUUUACUCUUGAUAUAUACAAGGUUGCGUGAGUUUUUGCGAGGCAUGGCGGAUGUCCGGGGGGAGGGGUCACUAAUUCGGACAAUGCCGGACAAGGGGGGGAGGGGGGGUCUGAAAAUCCAUCAUUUGGCCGGACAUCCUUUGUGAAUGGCCCCUUACCCAAAUAAAUAAUGCACAUGUAUAUGCUUGCCAAAGAUUUCAACAAUCUAUGGCGAACCUCAACAGCGAAAGUUACCAUUCUCUGAUUGGUUUUCUCACGCCGGAGUAUCUUGGAUUUCUUAGAUUACAAGUCGUUUCCCGGUUUACGGGUACGUGCAGGGUGUUAGCCAGACGGCCAUCCGACCGUCCUACGGACGGCCACUUUUGAAUUCGGACGGCUAAAUUUUAAUGGACGGCCAUGGACGGCCUAAGGGAAUAUUUUCUUUAAAUAGCAAUUUACAAGCUUUGUAAUAUUUCUUGAAUACUUCGAAUGGUUGUUAUCUGCUGUUUACUUUACAUAUGGUAUAUGUUUUGAUACUUUUUCCCGUGCUUUAGAAUUACAGUUACCAGGUAAAGUUGGCUAUAAAAUGAGCCAAACGCAUAAAAAAAGGGGAAAAUAUCGGCGAUUGAUAAAAAAUAACUAAACACUACACUACGGUUCAUACCAUACGUGUGCUUUUACUAAUUUAAUGACGGAAAUGUGCAUCUAAAACUAAAAGUAAGAAGGUUCAACGAAUAGAACACCACAAUUCCACAACAAAAAAUUGCAGCCACACCCAAAAACAUGUGACCACGCCCACAAAAAAUUGUGGUCACGCCCACAAAAAUAUUUUGGACGGCCACUUUUGAAAUGCUGGCUAACACCCUGGGUACGUGUAUAUCACCCGUACCCGUAAACCGGAACCGUGGUAUCUUAACCUCUCUAAUGUGGCUGUAAAUGCAACAUAAACAAUGAUUGAGCAGCCAAAUAUUUUGCAUAUUUUAAUUGUUCCAUUUUAAUUGCUACAUUUUAGUCAUUUUAUGAUUCAACCGUACUUUCUCACGACACAGAACGCGCCAUUUGGAUGUGCAGUGCAAACUCUAAAUUGGCUUAUAAGGAUUUUUAUUAUGUCAUUGACAUUGUUAGAAGAUGGAGCAGCCACCACCCUACAGCCCAGAGGGAUACCACCCCCCACAGCAUGGAUAUCACGGAUAUGAACCAUUACCUAACACUGAUUAUCCACCACCACCUACCCCUUAUCCCCCACAACAACAGGCUGGGUAUCCACCACAGAAACAAUAUGAAGGGGGAUAUCAAAACCAAGGGUAUCCACCUCAAAACCCACGAUAUCCACCACCUCAAGGACAAGGAUAUAUUCAGCAAGUAUUUUCCCCGCAACUCACCAAUUGGUCAACUGUGGUGGAACAGGUAAGGGUCUGUUGUAUGAGUUGUUAAAUCCACAGCAAGAUUGAGAUCCGCAUACCCUCUGUCAACGCAUCAGUAUAAAAUUCAAUUUGUGUUCAUAUAUUGUAGACGAGCCAUAUAUUGUUGUCGAAUGUUUGUGUUACAAGGUUUUAAAAUGCCAAGGUUUUAAAAUGCCAUUAUCUUCUUAAGACUGAAAUUUCAAGAUUUGUUUAUAAGAGACUCAUGCACUUUCAUGAAUUAUGUUUAUAUUUGUUCAAUCCUAAAAGGGGGUCCAAAUUUCCGACGAGGGGGCCAAUUAUCCUAGGAAGGGGGGGGGGGGCAAAUGUCCUAGGAUAUUUGGCCGGGGGGGCAAAUUUUGGGGGGCCAUAUUUCCGGGGACACCAGCUUGGUGACAUCUUAUCUUGCGCUAUGUGCGAUCUUCGUCAAGUGGAAUAAAAUUUUCCUUCAGAAGGCUUUAUCGGCCACCUGACCGGGAGGACAUUUUUUUCCGAAUUUGACCUAUAUAAUAUUGCACGGCAUAGUUGAAAAAUACAAACAAAAAUUGAACAUUAAAAUAACAGACGUAAACAACCAUUAUUAAAGUCAUACAAGGUCUGACUCGUCCCUCGUCGCUUCAGUUGGGAAUAGAGAUCAGUGGAAAAACAAUGGGAGCGCGGUGCUUAAUGGGAAUGCGAUAAAUUAACGCGACCGCGCGUACGGAUAACGGAUGAGGGACUGUGGAAGAGUCAGAUACAAGGUGCACUUUAUUUAAUUACAACAAAAAAUAUUUCGAAGACGCCAUGUAAUGUCAUCCCAUGGAGGCGGAUAAGAACAGUCACGAAGACAGAAUUCAUAAAUAAUUAAGUAUACUGUAGUAAUUAAACGGAAGGGGGAUUUACUAUAUGUUAGCGCAAUAUAAAUUGUGAUCUUUUUAACCUGAUGAUGGAGUAAACACCGGCGAAAGGUAGUUUUAAAUAUAAUAGUACAUUAAGCGUUGACCUUGCCCGGUCGUUAAAAAAAUUAAAAUGGGGCUAAAAUGUAUUAUUAAUAUUAAAUUAAUUUACCCUUCUUAGAAUCAAUCUCAACUACCAGUUGGAGUGAAUCCUGUUGUAAAUGAUCGAUUAACGCUAUCAGUUGUCGCUUGUGUUUGCUGUUGCCCGCUAAUUGGAAUUUUUGCUCUCCUGAAAUCGUCUGAGGUGAGGGGAUGAGCUCCCUUUUCUGAAUGAGAAGUGCAGGGCUGGAAAAAAUAUUUUACUUUCUGGAACCGCAAUAGGUUUUUUGAAAAGGUUUCUGCCGCAAAUAAUCAAAUAAAUCGACACUCGGACCCUGUGUGUGGCACUAAUAAGUUGUCAGAUUGAAUGUUAUAUUAUAUUUUAACAGUGAAAACCAAUUUCAGAGAACUGAUAAUACUUUUAGGACUAUAACAUAAAACUAAUUUAGAUAACAUGCAUCGAGGGGUCUGAUCCAUUGAAAUGAAUACAGGUCUCAUCCUAAGGUAAACAUGCACAGAUGCCCCCAAAAAGGCACCACCAGGGUGAUCGAUGCUCUGCCAAAACAUUUCGAGAAUCAAGUGUCCUAGAUUGGCUAAAAAUGCAUUUGCCCUACAACAUGGUAGUUGCAUGGAUAGGUUAGGUGACUCAGUUUUGACAUUAGAGAGUUUGAGCAACUACAACGAAAUACGAAGACGUACUUGACAAUUCUUGCCGUCUGCACAUUAUCUUGCGCAUACGGAGUUGGACGUCACUGGUGGUUAUUGAAUACUGACCCUAAUUCUUGCCCUGACCCAGAAAGAAAAAGGGAGACAUGUAACUAUAUCCUGUCUUUGUUCUUCUGCUUUCGUUCGGAAUGAAGUUCACAACGAAUUUUGCCAAAACAUUCGUUGUGAACGAAGGCAGAAAAACGAAGACGGGAUAUGGGUUCAUGUCUCGCUGUUUUGUCCCGAUCAGGGUAAGGAUUUGGGUCAGCAUUCAUAAACAGCUAGACAUAAAUCUCUAAUCUGUCUUCACCCCUGACCUAGAAUUGUUGCAAAAAUUGUCAACCACGUCGUCGUCGUCCGACUUUGUUCUCUUGCUCAAACUCUCUUCCAGAACGACGUCACAAGGAUCACGUUAAGAUUGGGAUUAGAAUAUUAGAUUUAGGGUAAGGACUGAGUUUACGUGUAUGCGACACCAAUUCAAACCCGUCCGAAUCGUGAAGACGAGGCGCUAUUGCCAAGGUGACGUAGUUUCCGGAAGCGUGCAUUUCAACACAUGAACUGACAAAAUGCAUUUAGAAUUUUAAAACAAGAAGCACGUUAUAUGGGAUCCCAUUAUUAGCAAUAUAUAGCAUGACAAAAAUUCCUGCAAGGCAUAGGAAAAUUUGUUAGAAAUUUUCUGCCCGAGCAGCGGUGCUAGCAGACAUUUCCAGCUCACUUCAUCAUCAUUUUUAUGCAGAUCACUAUAAAUGUUCAUCCCUUUAUUUCUAGGCAAGAAAUCGUUACGCGGCUGGCGACUAUGCCGGAGCCGUGGCGUCAGCACGAAGAGCAAGAAACUUGGCUUACGCCGCUCUUAUUUGUGGCUUCAUCCUUUAUUCACUUUACAUUACUGGCAUAAUUGUCGCCGUGACUACCAACUAAACUAGCAACGACUACAAGCCUGUUCGAAAUUUCUAGCAGCGACUUAGCCAGUUCGAAAUUUCUGGCUGCGGACAUUACUGGAUUUUAACAGUGACUUUUUAAAAUCGGUGCAUUUUCGAACAAAACAACAUGAAGUAAAUGACUGUUUUAAUCAAUUACCCAGCGUAGAAUUUGAAGUAUAAUUUAUUAUAUUUAUAUAAAGAACAAUGCGACAAUAAACUGAAAUCCGCACAACCUCGUCCCCAGGGCCUAUUGAGGCCCUGGGGACGAGGUUGAAAUCCGCAAGCUUUGUAAAAAAGAUUGAAACGAAGUAAAACGAAGAAAUAAAAGAAUGAAUAUACAAAUUUGACAUACCGAGUAAUUGGGACUGAAUUGAGGGGUGAUGUGUACAGGGAUG
This is a messenger RNA of Paramuricea clavata, 6588 nucleotides long. NCBI's taxonomy places the organism in Eukaryota, Metazoa, Cnidaria, Anthozoa, Malacalcyonacea, Plexauridae. The record is from the annotation of a GenBank genome assembly.